Messenger RNA from Gekko japonicus, 3286 nucleotides. It is a transcript of the gene DNM2, whose product is annotated as dynamin 2. Bases 86 to 2719 code for a protein of 877 amino acids. The record is from RefSeq and is a predicted model, not a curated record. NCBI's taxonomy places the organism in Eukaryota, Metazoa, Chordata, Lepidosauria, Squamata, Gekkonidae. The transcript is spliced from 22 exons. Gene Ontology annotation, molecular function: microtubule binding; GTP binding; GTPase activity. Gene Ontology annotation, cellular component: membrane; cytoplasm; microtubule.
AGGGAGGCUGCGGCGCAGGGGAAGUUUGGCGGCUGUUGCUGGGGGCGGCCGGAGGAAGGGGGGCCCGCCGGCGGAGGCCGUCGCCAUGGGCAACCGGGGCAUGGAGGAGCUGAUCCCGCUGGUCAACAAGCUGCAGGACGCCUUCAGCUCCAUCGGGCAGAGCUGCCACCUCGACCUGCCGCAGAUCGCCGUGGUGGGCGGGCAGAGCGCCGGCAAGAGCUCCGUCCUCGAGAACUUCGUCGGCCGAGACUUCUUGCCUCGUGGUUCUGGAAUAGUCACCAGGCGACCUCUCAUCCUCCAGCUUAUCUUCUCCAAAACAGAAUAUGCCGAAUUUUUGCACUGCAAGUCCAAGAAGUUUACAGAUUUUGAUGAAGUUCGGCAGGAGAUCGAAGCGGAGACCGACAGGGCUACAGGAACCAACAAAGGCAUCUCUCCCAUUCCCAUUAACCUAAGGGUAUAUUCACCUCAUGUGUUGAAUUUAACUCUGAUCGACCUUCCGGGUAUUACGAAGGUGCCGGUGGGUGAUCAGCCUCAAGACAUUGAGUACCAGAUCAAAGAUAUGAUCUUGCAGUUCAUCAGCCGGGAGAGCAGCUUGAUUCUUGCCGUGACUCCGGCUAACAUGGAUUUGGCCAACUCGGACGCUCUCAAAAUGGCCAAAGAAGUUGACCCACAAGGGCUACGGACAAUUGGGGUGAUCACCAAGCUGGACCUGAUGGAUGAAGGCACUGAUGCUAGAGAUGUCCUGGAGAACAAACUCUUACCUCUGCGGAGAGGCUACAUUGGAGUCGUGAACCGGAGCCAAAAGGACAUCGAUGGCAAGAAGGAUAUCCGAACAGCCCUGGCUGCCGAGCGCAAGUUCUUCCUCUCCCAUCCUGCUUACAGACACAUGGCUGACCGCAUGGGGACUCCCCAUUUGCAGAAGGUCCUCAACCAGCAACUGACAAACCAUAUUCGGGAGACGCUGCCAUCACUGCGUAGCAAGCUACAGAGUCAGUUGCUGUCCCUAGAGAAAGAGGUGGAGGAAUACAAGAACUUCCGUCCAGAUGACCCAACACGGAAAACCAAAGCCUUGCUGCAGAUGGUCCAGCAGUUUGCUGUGGACUUUGAGAAGCGGAUCGAAGGUUCUGGGGACCAGGUGGACACACUAGAACUCUCCGGCGGAGCCCGAAUCAACCGCAUUUUCCACGAGAGGUUCCCCUUUGAGUUGGUCAAGAUGGAGUUUGACGAGAAGGAUCUGAGGCGAGAAAUCAGCUAUGCGAUCAAAAACAUCCACGGCGUCAGGACGGGGCUGUUCACACCCGACUUGGCCUUUGAGGCCAUUGUGAAAAAACAGGUGGUGAAGCUGAAAGAGCCAUGCCUGAAAUGUGUCGACCUGGUUAUUCAGGAGCUAAUCAAUACAGUUAGACAGUGUACUAGUAAGCUUGGCUCUUACCCCAGGCUGCGUGAAGAGACGGAGAGAAUUGUCACAACGCACAUCCGGGAGCGUGAAGGAAAAACCAAGGACCAGAUCCUCCUGCUGAUUGACAUAGAGCUGUCCUACAUCAACACUAACCACGAAGACUUCAUUGGAUUUGCCAACGCCCAGCAACGGAACACCCAGGCGAAUAAGAAAAGAGCCAUCCCAAACCAGGGGGAGAUACUGGUGAUCCGGCGCGGCUGGUUGACCAUCAACAACAUCAGCAUCAUGAAAGGCGGCUCCAAGGAGUACUGGUUUAUCUUGACGGCCGAGAGUUUGUCCUGGUACAAGGACGAGGAGGAGAAAGAGAAGAAAUACAUGCUGCCUCUGGACAACCUCAAAAUCAGAGAUGUGGAGAAAGGGUUCAUGUCCACGAAGCAUGUCUUUGCCAUCUUUAACACAGAACAGAGGAACGUGUACAAAGAUCUGCGUCAGAUUGAGCUUGCCUGCGACUCCCAGGAAGACGUGGACAGCUGGAAGGCCUCUUUCCUCCGAGCCGGUGUCUACCCGGAAAAAGACCAAGGAGCCGAGCACACGUCGGAGGUGCCACUGGCUGCCGCAUUCAGUCAAGGGACGUGCAGGGCACCAUCAGUCAGUUUUGACCUGACAGCACUCUACGGGCACCCCGAUGCCCUGGCCUGGAUGGCCCAGGAUGGCCCGACCCCGUCAGACCGUGGGAGCUCAGCAGGGCCGGCUCUGACCAAGGACUUCAUCCAUUCAGAGCUUUUGGCCUACCUGUACUCCUCCGCAGACCAAAACAGCUUGAUGGAGGAGUCCGCCGACCAGGCGCAGCGUCGGGACGACAUGCUGCGGAUGUACCACGCCUUGAAGGAGGCGCUGCACAUAAUUGGGGACAUCAGUACCAGCACCGUGUCCACCCCGGUUCCCCCACCUGUGGACGACACGUGGCUGCAGUCAUCGAGCAGCGGGCACAGCCCGACACCCCAACGCAGGCCCACUUCUACAGUGUUGCCCCCAGGGAGACCCCCAGCGGUGAGGGGCCCCAUGCCGGGGCCCCCCUUGAUUCCAGUACCCGCAGCAGCAAGCAGCUCUAACUUUGUGGCACCACCCAUUCCUUCACGCCCUGGACCUCAGAGCGCCUUCACUGCGAACAACGACCCUUUCUCAGCGCCGCCUCAGAUUCCUUCACGACCAGCACGUGUUCCGCCUGGCAUCCCUCCAGGUGUGCCCAGCCGAAGGCCCCCCGCUGCCCCGAACCGGCCGACUAUUAUCCGACCAGCCGAGCCCUCUUUAUUAGAUUAACCACCAACAUCCCGGAGAGCUGUUGCCUGUUAACUACCUUGUGGAAAGAACUCACGCCUCAUCUCUUGUGUGGAAGAGCUCUCUGCAGCUGCGAAGGACUGUGUAGCCGAGGCCCAAGUUCCCUCUCUUCUCCCCCCCCCCUCCCCAGCAGUCACAACCACGGCAUUGGCAACCCCGGGACGGGUGGGUGCUGCUGGUCUGUGGUCUGUCAAGAGCCCUGUGAGGCCGAGCAUUCCUUGCUGCGGUUUCCCUCUCUGUCCCUCAGACCUCUGGGUCUCGUCUAGGGAGGGGCUGGAUAACCGGAACCUUCUCUAGGGAAGGGGGGCAGGUGGCGGCAACGGCGGAAGUUUCUUCGUCACCAUCCUCUGGGUAGCCGCACCAGACCAGUUCCUCAUGAGAACAGGGAGGAUUCCGCUUUGUGGAGUCAUUAUGCACUUUGUUAAAAAAAAGAGAGAGAAAGAAAGGAACUCCCCCCCCCAAAAAAAUAAUAAUUGGGUGAUUGCCUGUGAAUGCGUGAGAGUAAAGAGGUGAGUUUUCCAGCCUCCCCUUGUGAGUUGAGCACAUUGA